AUGGAACAAAAACAACCUCUAAUAAUCCGAGACAAAAACCAGAUGAGAAAUUGGUCAAGAUCAAUGAGAUCCCAAUCCAAACUCAUUGAUUUCGUUCCCACCAUGGGUUACCUUCACCAAGGGCAUCUUUCUCUCAUCACCGAAGCUCACAAACACGCCAAUGUUGUUGCAGUAUCAAUCUACGUCAACCCGGGUGAUGUUCAGAAGCUUUUGUCUGUUCCUGGUGGUGUUGAAGUUGUUUUUAAUCCAAAGAAUUUGUAUGAUUAUGGGGAGAGUGGGGGUAGUGAUGGUGGUGUUGGUGGUGGUGAGGUGGUGUCUUGUGUUGAGAAGAGUGGUUUGGGACAUGAGAGUUGGGUUAGAGUUGAGAAACUUGAAAAGGGUCUUUGUGGGAAGAGUAUGCCUGUUUUCUUUAGAGGUGUUGCUACUAUUGUUGCUAUGUUGUUUAAUAUUGUUGAGCCUGAAGUUGUUGUGUUUGGAAAAAAGGAUUAUUAG
Messenger RNA from Lathyrus sativus (Indian pea), 492 nucleotides. The record is from the annotation of a GenBank genome assembly. Lineage: Eukaryota; Viridiplantae; Streptophyta; Magnoliopsida; Fabales; Fabaceae.